Pteronotus mesoamericanus is the source of this 1184-nucleotide messenger RNA. It is a transcript of the gene CIDEB, whose product is annotated as cell death inducing DFFA like effector b. Gene Ontology annotation, biological process: apoptotic process; regulation of apoptotic process. The transcript is spliced from 5 exons. The record is from RefSeq and is a predicted model, not a curated record. The coding region runs from base 120 to 779 and encodes 219 amino acids. NCBI's taxonomy places the organism in Eukaryota, Metazoa, Chordata, Mammalia, Chiroptera, Mormoopidae.
GCUUGACUCAUCCCCCCAACUCACUGGGGCUGACGUCCCAGCUCUGUAACAGAAAUCAUCACCGCUUCAGCCCAGCACAGCAGAGAACGACCUAGCCUAGGGCUCUCUUUCCCUCCACCAUGGAGUACCUCUCUGCCCUGAAUCCCAGCAGCCUACUCAGGUCAGUAUCCAGUAUGAGCUCUGAGUUUGGCCGGAGGGUCUGGACCUCAGCUUCACCACCGCAGCGACCUUUCCGUGUCUGUGAUCACAAGCGGACCACCCGGAAAGGUCUGACAGCUGCCACCCGACAGGAACUGCUAGACAAGGCACUAGAGAUCCUGCUGCUGAGUGGAGCGCUAACCCUGGUGCUGGAGGAGGAUGGCACCGCAGUGGAGAGCGAAGACUUCUUCCAGCUGCUGGAGGAUGACACGUGCCUGAUGGUGCUGGAGCUCGGGCAGAGCUGGAGGCCCAGCAGGAGCGGGGUGCUGUCAUAUGGCCUGGGCCGGGAGAAGCCCAAGCACAGCCAGGACAUCGCCCGCAUCACCUUUGAUGUGUACAAGCAAAACCCUCGAGACCUCUUUGGGAGCCUGAACGUCAAAGCCACAUUCUAUGGGCUCUACUCCAUGAGUUGUGACAUUCAAGGACUCGGCCCAAAGAAAGUACUCAGGGAGCUCCUCCGAUGGACCUCCACCCUGCUGCAAGGCCUGGGCCAUGUGUUCCUGGGAAUUUCUUCCACCAUUCGCCAUGUACUGGAAGGGGCCGGGCAGCGGCAGCAGCAGGGUCGCCUUCACCCCUACUGAAAAGGGGCUCAGAGCUUCUGCCCCUAGACUCAUUCCCAGAGACGGCUGUCACCAUGGUGACAUUAGGCUUGGGACUUGCAGACACUGCAGACUAGAUAACUCACCUGGUCUCCCCACUGUCCUCUGACCUCAUCAGCGUAAUGCCUUACACCACUAGCCUAUUCCCAUUUCUGAAGAAUGCUGUCCCUUCCCAGCCAUCUUUUCAGCCCCCCCCCCUACCCUGAAAGGCCACAGGCUUGUCCCAGGCAUCUCAAUACCACCCUGACUGCUGCCACCUCUAGAUGUUCUUACAGCUCCUCUCCCUGAGCUCCCCAGUCAGCGAAGACAGCCCUCUCGGGCUUUAUCUUGAGAUCUCUACUUCUUCAUACCCUUUCCAAGAAUAGCAAAGACAUUUCCAAUAAAAAU